UUAUUACGUGUAUACAUCUAUAUCUCUCUCUCCAUAACAAGGUAAGAAAGAUUUUGGAUGAUUCACAUGAACUUCUGUUUCAUGCUUCUUUUCCGUAACCCUAAUUUUAUAAACUUUUCAAUGGCUUCUUGGUAUUUCCGCUGUGUCGGUCUCGAUCCUUGAACUAACUUCAAUUUCACCUUCCUCUUCCCUAAAUCCACUUAUCGAUUUUUAAAUUACCAAUUUCAAAUAAAAAAACUGAGAAGAUGAUGAUUAAAAAGAAGAAGAAUAGUGAUAGCGGAAACGUGAAGAAGAAGAGGUUUCUGAUCACUGUGAAUGUGCUUGGAAGUUCUGGACCUUUGCGAUUUGUGGUCAACGACGAUGAUAAAGUGUCGGAAGUUAUUGAUUCGUCUCUGAAGAUGUAUGCUCGCAGUGGACGGCUUCCUGUUCUUGGCUCCGAUUUUAACAAGUUCUUGCUUUAUCCAUCAAAUGCAGAUCAAUCUGAAGCAAUGAAAGCGAAUGAAGUAGUGGGGUCUUGUGAUGAAAGGACUUUUGUGAUGUGCAAGAAGCAGAAUCAUCCCCAUAUGACCGACUCACGGUCUGAUAUGAUAACGCGCUACCGUUGGAGUCGUGGUUGGAAGACAUGGUUCAAGAUUUUAACUCUGUAAUAUUCAAAAUACAAUCUCGUAUAUUGAUAUGUUUAUUAUGCAGAGCGCGAGUCUCAAUAACCACAUGUUCACUUUCUCAAAAAUACCAUCGAUAUACGCAUAUGCAGAAUUUUAUCUGCAUAAUAAAAUGUGGUUAUUCACCAUUGUAAUCAUAUUUGUUAAGAUUUGGACCUUAAUGUUUAAGAUGUAAUAAUUUGCGAUUUUAUUGAGGUAAAAAGUGUCUCUCAUGCA
Messenger RNA from Helianthus annuus (common sunflower), 878 nucleotides. RefSeq lists its product as uncharacterized. The transcript is spliced from 2 exons. The record is from RefSeq and is a predicted model, not a curated record. Lineage: Eukaryota; Viridiplantae; Streptophyta; Magnoliopsida; Asterales; Asteraceae. Bases 246 to 647 code for a protein of 133 amino acids.